Messenger RNA from Harpia harpyja (harpy eagle), 1090 nucleotides. It is a transcript of the gene S100A16, whose product is annotated as S100 calcium binding protein A16. The record is from RefSeq and is a predicted model, not a curated record. The transcript is spliced from 3 exons. Gene Ontology annotation, molecular function: calcium ion binding. Bases 154 to 474 code for a protein of 106 amino acids. NCBI's taxonomy places the organism in Eukaryota, Metazoa, Chordata, Aves, Accipitriformes, Accipitridae. Gene Ontology annotation, cellular component: perinuclear region of cytoplasm; nucleus.
GGGAGCCUCUUUAAAAGCCCGGCUGGGCCCGGCGGUAUGGGUGCAAGGUGAGGAGAGAGCACGCGUAAUCAGCUCCCACUGCCCGUGCUGCCAAAUUGGUGACAAACGGACACAGCAGGACCCUCGGACGGAGCCAGGUGGCCGCAGGCAGCGAUGGCAGAAUGCACAGAGCUGGAAUGGGCCGUCCAGGUGCUGGUGAACAAUUUUGACAAGUACUCAAGCCGCCGCUGCUGCUGCAAGAAGCCACGGCGUAUCAGCAAGAAGGAUUUCCGCAAGAUGCUGAGCUGUGAGCUCAACCACAUGCUGACGGACACUGGGAACCGUCGAGCGGCUGACAAACUCAUCUGUGACCUGGACGAGAACAAAGACGGGCGCAUCAGCUUCGAGGAGUACUGGACCUUGAUAGGCGGCAUCGCAAGCCCCAUUGCCCAAAUCAUCCGCCAGCAGGAGCAGAGCGUCAAGCACACCAAGUAGCCGGCUGCAUCUGGACCCUCCCCAGGCUCAGCCUGACGGGCUCAGCCCCUGCUUCUCCAUGGCUCCCCGCUUCUCGCCUCUCCCGCUGCCGAGCCGCGCCCUGAGCCCCAGCUUGCCCCAGGGCACCCCAGUCUCCCACAGCUUUGCCGACUGAGCCAUGCCAGAGUGUGAUCAGGGCAGGAAGAUCCUGUGGGUGGGAGCUGAGGGGUGCAAGGCCACCACAGCCUUGGGGCGUCCUCCUUAACCCACGCCAUGCCAUCCCUGCCCUUGCCCUCUUCUGCAAGCCUUGUCCUUGCUGGGCUACUGGGCAAGAAGCAAAGGGAGAGGCUUCCCCUCAUCUAGGACAUGAAUUCUGUCUGUUCUCAGACCUCUGGGGUGCAGCCCUGCUGGCAGAAACCCCAUCACAACCGGGACCCCCUCUCCCAUUGGAGCUCCCCCUCAAAGUCAGGGGUCUUCUUGGGAAAAGUGUGCCUUUCCCCCUGCCCAAGCUGGUGAAGGGUCUGCCCUGCCUGUGCUGCCUGGUGCUCUGGUCCUUUGGGCUCGGGGAGUGGCGCGGUCCCAUCUGGGCAACACCGCAGUGGUUAUUUAUUGCAGCAAUAAAGUUUGGAGGAGCAGU